AAGUCCUCCCGGACUGCCCUGUAUAAACUUGAGUCAGUGUCACACCUCUGGUCCUGUUUUUGUCUCCCACAGAUGUCAUGGCACCCCCAGUACCGGAGCUCCAAGUUCCGCCACGUCUUUGGCAAACCAGCCAGCAAGGAGAACUGCUACGACUCGGUGCCCAUCACCCGCAGCGUCCACGACAACCACUUCUGCGCUGUGAACCCUCACUUCAUCGCUGUGGUGACUGAGUGUGCUGGGGGGGGCGCCUUCCUCGUCAUCCCUCUGCACCAGACAGGAAAAUUGGACCCUCACUACCCCAAGGUCUGUGGACAUAGAGGAAACGUCUUAGACAUCAAGUGGAAUCCUUUCAAUGACUUCCAGAUUGCCUCCUGUUCUGAAGAUGCCACGAUUAAGAUAUGGGACAUCCCAAAGCCACUGCUGUCCAGGAACCUCACAACCUUCAAGAAGGAGCUGGUGGCCCACUCCCGCAGAGUGGGCCUGGUGGAGUGGCACCCCACAGCCUCCAACAUCCUCUUCAGCUCUGGCUACGACUACAAGGUGAUGGUCUGGAACCUGGACACAAGGGAGUCUACAAUCCUGAGCCCCGUGAGGACAAUUGACUGUCACAAGGACGUGAUCCUCUCCAUGUCCUUCAACACCAAUGGCAGCCUACUGGCCACCACCUGUAAAGACCGCAAGAUCCGGAUCCUCGACCCCCGAACGGGGGCAGUUUUCAAGGAAGCCACCUACAAGAACCACCGGGCUAACAAGGUGCUGUUUCUGGGGAACAUGAAGAAGCUGCUGUCCACGGGUACGUCCCGGUGGAACAACCGGCAGAUGGCCCUGUGGGACCAGGACAACCUUUCCGUGCCUCUCACCGAGGAAGACCUGGAUGGCUCCUCAGGAGUGCUAUUUCCCUUCUAUGACGUGGACACCAGCAUGCUCUAUGUGGUGGGGAAGGGAGAUGGGAACAUCCGCUACUAUGAAGUGAGCGCAGAAAAGCCUCACUUGAACUACCUGACGGAAUUCCGCUCCUAUUUCCCACAGAAGGGAAUCGGUGUCAUGCCAAAGAGAGGUCUCGACGUGUCCUCCUGUGAGAUCUUCCGCUUCUACAAGCUUAUUACAACCAAAAGCCUCAUUGAGCCUGUGUCCAUGAUUGUGCCCCGGAGGUCGGAAUCCUACCAAGAGGACAUCUACCCCCCAACAGCUGGGGCCCAGCCUUCUCUGACCGCCCUGGAAUGGCUGAAUGGGGUCAACAGAGGGCCACUCCUGGUGUCCCUCAGGCCUGGCGCGGAGCCGCUGAGCCCACAGCCACAGCCUCUGGAGAGGCAGCCCUCCAACUCUGUGGCCCCGGCAUCCCCCUGGUCAGCAGAGCCAGCGGGAAAGCCGGCUCUGGAGAGUGGCAGGAGGCCUUCCUCUCUGCUGGAGGAGAAGGUGCCGCGGUGGCCACCCGAACACAGCAAGAUAGAGGAGAAGAAGAAAGCCUGGCUCACAAAUGGCUUUGACAUUUUCGAGUGUCCCCCACCAAAGACAGAGAAUGAGCUGCUGCAGAUGUUCUACCGGCAACAGGAGGAGAUCCGAAGGCUCCGGGAGCUGCUGACGCAGCGUGAAGUGCAGGCCAAACAGUUGGAACUGGAGAUCAAAAACUUGCAGAUGGGCUCAGGGAGGUUCUGA
Elephantulus edwardii (Cape elephant shrew) is the source of this 1656-nucleotide messenger RNA. RefSeq names its product coronin, actin binding protein, 2A (gene CORO2A). Bases 73 to 1656 code for a protein of 527 amino acids. The transcript has 12 exons. The record is from RefSeq and is a predicted model, not a curated record. Gene Ontology annotation, biological process: actin filament organization. Lineage: Eukaryota; Metazoa; Chordata; Mammalia; Macroscelidea; Macroscelididae. Gene Ontology annotation, molecular function: actin filament binding.